Messenger RNA from Anolis carolinensis (green anole), 3230 nucleotides. RefSeq names its product sialic acid-binding Ig-like lectin 12. The transcript has 8 exons. NCBI's taxonomy places the organism in Eukaryota, Metazoa, Chordata, Lepidosauria, Squamata, Anolidae. The record is from RefSeq and is a predicted model, not a curated record. Bases 966 to 2315 code for a protein of 449 amino acids.
CAUACAGCUGCUCUGAGUCCCCUUCGGGGUGAGAAGGGUGGGAUAUAAAUGUAGUAAAUAAAUGCAGUAAAUAAAUAAUUAAUUUUAGACUUGAGCUUGGCCAAAGUCUGAAAUGAUUUGAAGGCACACAACAACAACAAUCCUAAUUAACUUGACUAUCUUAUUGGCUAGAAGCAGGCCCACACUUUCAAUUGAAAUUCUGAUAGGUUUAUGUUGGUUAAAAUUGUUUUCCUUUUAAAAUAUUGUAUUGUUCUUUCAUUACUGUUGUUGCUGUUUUGAACAACAAUCAAAAUAAGACAUGUGCAGUGUGCAUAGAAAUUUGUUCGUAUUUUUUUUCAAAUGAUAAUUCGGCCCCUCAACAGUCCGAAGGCUUGUGGACCAGGCCUCUGCUUCAAAAGUUUGAGGACCCCUGAUCUAGACACUAGACUCCUAUUUAUUAAGGCCUAAAUCCCAUUAGCUUUUUUAACUACCGCAUCACAUUGUUGGCUCAUGUUUAACUUGUUCCCCACAAGGACUCCAAGAUCAUUUUCACACAUAUUGCUGUCAAGCCAGGUGUCCCCCAUUCUGUACCUUUGCAUUUCAUUUUUUCUGCCUAAGUGGAGUAUCUUGCAUUUGUCCCUGUUGAGCUUCAUUUUGUUAGUUUUGCCUAAUCAUCUCUCUAAAGUGUCAAGAGUAAGUUUUGAAUUCUGUUCCUGUCUUCUGGUGUAUUAGCCAUCCCUAAUGGAGAUUAGGAAGUGGUUUUGCCCAGGUUGCAUAACGUGAGUUUCUCCUUUUUGAUUAAAAUGUGCUGUAGUUGUAGAGCCUUCUUCCAGUCCUAAAUACUGAUCUGGAGAGUAAGAUGUGCUGAGGACAACUGUUUCAAGACAAGCAGGACAACGCCAUCAAGGUCCUUAAGCAAGCAGUAGAGAUAUAAGAGAUUGAAGUUCUAUCCAGAAGAGAACAUAAAAGAAGAAAAGAAAAUAGAGAUGCAUUACCUCCUUGAAAUCUUGGUUCUCAGGCUUCUUUCAAUUGGUCUCUUUUGGGAGGGUGGACAGUGUGACAUAAAACUAUAUACGCUUUAUGUCCAACCUGUGACAGUCCAAGAGGGACUCUGUGUCUUCAUCCCCUGCAACUUCACUUAUGACCCAAAUGAUGCCCGAAGCACUUCCAAAAUGUAUGGAUACUGGUUCAAGGGAAGUUGUUUUGAGUCGCUUUCUUUAGUGGCCACCAAUGACCCAAACAAAACUAUAGCAGAAAAUGCUCGAAAUCGCUUUUUUCUUUCAGAGGAAGUGGAAGAAGGCAACUGUUCUCUUGUCAUCAAUGAUGCCCAAAAUAAUGAUGGAGGGAACUACUGCUUUAGAAUAGAGAAAGAUCCUAAAGCAAAGUUUAAUUUCCGGAGCGAACUGCAAGUGAAUGUAAAAGAACUGCAAGAUCCAGCAAUAGAGGUUUCUGGGAAUCUUCGGGCAAACCAUCCUGUAAACAUCACUUGUACAGUCCCGGGAAGUUGUGUCUUGAAGCCUCCACAUAUCUCAUGGAAGAUGAUGUUUAGACAUUUCACACCAAGGACCUCUGAAAGGCGACCCCAGGUUUACACCUCUGUGCUUGACUUUAUUCCCUCAGCAUCAGACGAUGGGCAGAAAAUCACCUGUGCUGUCCGCUAUGGAACAGGAACCAGCCAAUUCUACAGAGAAAGAACUAUCAAUCUGAACGUCCGAUACCCACCACAAAUCGUAGGCAUCACCAGUGAAAUUAUGGAAUCAAAGAAAGAUUUGACAAGCUUCACAGAUGUCACUGAUAGCACUCAGAUUGUGGCACUGCACUGCAAGGCAAAGGGGAACCCUUCACCCAAUGUCACUUGGGUGGAGGAAACACAAUCCUUGGGAAAAUUUCAUCUCAUAAGAGGCAGUGAAUGGAAGUUUCCUCGUGUACAGAUACAACAUACAGACACAUACAAGUGUCGCGCAGAAAACAGCGAAGGCGUUACUGAGAAAACCUUCUGGUUUGCUGUAACAGAGGUCCAAGGUGAACCUACAGCACCAGGAUAUUUCGGCUCUAUUGUUCCAUUAUUGCUAGUCCUCUGCCUAAUCAAAGCGCUGCUGUGUUUCUUCUUCUUUAUCUCCAUCAUUUCGCUUUUCACUCAACGGAAAGCUCAAGUAAUGAAAAGAUUAACCACAGACAUUAAGAAGAUGCAAGCUGCUGUGCCUCCUGAAAAAGAAGAAACAAAGAGCAACAAUGACAGUACAAUCUGCCAGGCUUUAGUACAGCAGGUUAAACCACAAGCUGCAGUAAAUCUUGUCAAUCAAAAGGUUGAUAGUUCAAAGCUUGAGUCAGGGUGAGCUCCUGGCUUUUAGUUUAGCUUCUGCCUACCUAGCAGUUGGAAGGCAAAAUGUGAGUAGAUAAAUAGGUACCCCUUUAAAAUGGGGAGGUAUUAAGGCAUCCAUAAGGAAAUGCCAGAAAAAUGCUGACGAUUCAAUCAAGGAGGAAGUUUAUGAGCAAAGCUCUUCGGCAGGGAGAUGGAGCGACAGCACUCCUCCAUUGCUGAAACCGAGCACAAGCCUCCAAGAUGUCAAAGAUGGAAAAAACCUAUAUAUACCUCUAUUCUAUGUACAAUUGUAUGUUUUGUCAAUACAGUAGAGUCUCACUUAUCCAACACUUGCUUAUCCAACGUUCUGGAUUAUCCAAGCCAUUUUUGUAGUCAAUGUUUUCAAUAUAUCAUGAUAUUUUGGUGCUAAAUUCGUAAAUACAGUAAUUACUACAUAGCAUUACUGCGUAUUGAACUACUUUUUUUGUCAAAUUUGUUUUAUAACAUGAUGUUCUGGUGCUUAAUUUGUAAAAUCAUAACCUAAUUUGAUGUUUAAUAGGCUUUUUCUUAAUCUCUCCUUAUUAUCCAACAUAUUCGCUUAUCCAACGUUCUGUCGGCCCGUUUAUGUUGGAUAAGUGAGACUCUACUGUAUAUAAAUUGCAUUGAAUGUGUGUUCUGUGAUCCGCCCUUUAGGAUGAGAAAGGCAGAAUAUAAAUACUGCAAAUAAAUUAAUAAACAAACAAACCAGAAUUUGAGGAAUUUCUGUUACCCAGUCCCCAAACUGCCCUAUUACUGGCCAACAGAUGGACUUCAUUUGGCUAUGACAAAUAUUACAUAUAAUUCUCUCAGUUUGUAUUUUAAAUAAAAGCAUUUGGUAGAAUUAGAUUUAUCACAGAAAAAAGUUCAGGAAUGGAAAUUAAUGGUGAAAUGUGUGUGGAUCUUUAUGCAU